Molecule: messenger RNA, 5408 nt
Organism: Ostrinia nubilalis (European corn borer)
Lineage: Eukaryota; Metazoa; Arthropoda; Insecta; Lepidoptera; Crambidae
Product: sperm flagellar protein 2-like
Exons: 2
Coding region: 60-5408 (1782 amino acids)
Molecular function (GO): protein binding
Source: RefSeq, a predicted model, not a curated record
AAUGUCAACAACAACACGCAAACAAUUUAUUUAAUUCAUGUAUUUUCCCAAUUUUCAUUAUGGCUGAGAUACUAAAAGAGUGGUUAACAGAACGACUACGAAGACCCAUAAAAUGGGAACCAGAAGAAUUCGGUGAUAUGAUGAAAAAUGGCUACAUAAUCGCCAGCGUGCUUCUAAGCUACAAUGUCAUCAACGAAGAGAAACAUUUUCUUAUCAGAUCGAGCAAUGCUGCAGAGGACCUCAAAAAUAAUUGGAAAUAUUUAUCCGAGUGGUUAAAAGAAUUGGAGGUUCAUUUGAACGAUACAGACCUUGCCAGUGUCAAGGAAGGUAAAGGCACUGCUUUACUCCGAUUGUUUUACCAAUUAUUUCUCCACUUGGAUAAGCGAGACCGCACUAACUUUAUCAAACGCGAAAGAAAAAUGGUUUCCGGUCUCGUCGAAAAGAUGAAAAGUAGAUUUACAGUGGAAAAGAUACCAGAAGAAGAAGAAUCUUUUGUUGAUAAUCUUUCCAAGCCAUUAUUAAAUGAAAAACAAUUUAUCGAUUGGCAGAGAAAGAAAACGGAACAAGUAAAAGAUACCUACGAUUAUAUUAGACACAAAUACUCAAAAAUGCUAGGAAAAAUUGAGGAAUCUAAAACUCUACUGCAGUAUGAGAUUCAUAAGACUACAGAGAUGCCAAAUACGAGAAAAGAAAUGGAACAAUUUUCAUUACGAUAUCCUUGUAAAUUCAAAAAUUAUACCUACGAAGAACUGCUUGAAAUGGAAGAAAAAGCUGUACAAAGAAAGAAAUCAAUGGUUGAUACAGACUGGGUUAGAGAUUACAUGGACAAUUUGUACUGCAGAUUGCGUAAGAAAUCAGACUCCAAAGAGUUCCAGAAGCAGGUAAGGAAUGUCCUCAGUGGGUCGUUGUGGGAUCUCUCGGUAGCCGAAGAAGAAGGAAAACUGGAUAGAGAACUAGCCAAAAAAGUAAUGAAAUUAUCUCAGUUUGAAAAACAAAUGUGCACUAAAAUAAUGGAAACCAAACAGCAAGCUCGUGAUUUGGUCAAAAACAGGAUUCGAGCAGAAAGAGAGUUUGCAGAUCAAAGAGAACAACAAUUCAACCAGUUUCUCGAUAAUGUCAAAGAGCAAAUAAACUUAGAAGUAACUGAAAUAGAUUUUGAGAAGCAAAGACAAAACAUGUUGCACAAAAAAUUAUAUGCUGAAAAAAUGAAGAGAAAACGACAGCAUUACUAUGAAAUAUGUUACGAAACAAUGCUUUCCAUAGUUGAUUAUGCUACAAAAUAUGCAUACUUUACUAAAUUGAUUGGCGAUGACAUACCUAACCAUUUUAUUCAUGAAUGGAAAAAUCUAUAUUUUAGACAGCAACCUAUUUUCGAUAUUCUUGAUCCCAUGGAAAAUAUUUUAAAAGAACAAGGCUUAGAAGAAGAGCCCGCACCAGAAGAAGAAGAAAUUAUAAGACUAGAGUUAGACCGACAAGAAUCCCUAAAUGAUUGUGAAUUUAUGGAAUAUCACAAUUAUUCAUAUCCCUGGACAUUGGAUUUGUUAAUCCCUAAUUAUGACCCAGAAUCAGAAGAGAGGAAAUACGAGUAUUUAGGUACAAGAAUUCUUGGACACGUCGUGUAUACGUUACUUGAAAUUAAAUACCCUUAUCCUCCACCAAGACCACCAGCUGCUUUGCCAGCAUAUACAGCUAAAGCGAUUUUACGUGGUCUUCCGGACAGAUCAAUUACUGUGGCAAUGCAAACUUUACUCAAUAUGCGUAAAAUACACGUCGUUCGGCUUGAGUCUGCUAUUAACUUUAGCUUGAAGAGGUUUAAGGUUGAAAUGGUCGGAUGCACUGAUAUUGAGUUAUCAUUUGAUAAAUUUAUUGCUGCUGCUCAGUUAGAAGAAGACAAGGAGCUGAUCAAGCUAAUGAAGAUUGAAGAAGAAACAGCGAGUAAAAGUAGCGAACCAAACAUUUCACAAAUAUUGGGGGUGAUUCCUCCGAAUACUAAACAAACACAGACGCCCAAGACUAUUCCAGAAGAAGAAAUAGUUUUAUCACCUGCAGCCGAAUUGGGAAGAUAUGCAUAUGAAACGCUUAAUUUUGGCGAUACGUUGACUGACCAUUUAUUAUCAGCCAUGAUAGUAGAGUACCUAAAAGAUCAAGACGAUAUUAACGGUUUUGUUAUAAUUAAUUAUCCAAACUCAUAUCGCGAGGCACAAAUCCUUGAAGAGACAUUCUCUGGUCGUGCUCCGCCUGAUGAAGGUGAACUAGACGAUAGAGACGAUAUUUAUUUGGAAGAAAGUAUUGCAAAACAUAGAAAGAAGGAGACAGAUCAAUACAAAGAUAUAAGGGUAUCUAAACUAGUUAAUGAUCCACAUAAAAAGCGAAUUGAAAAGCCAUUUGAAAGCUAUUUCUCUUGUUAUAUUAGAUUGAAAGAGACAGAAGAUAUUCUCCAAGAACUAGUAAUUUGGGAUUUAACUGAAGAAAAUUCUGAGAUGAUCGAUCGUUUUUAUGCUGUACUGGGCAUAAACUACAGCAUGUAUUAUGAGCUAAUAGAAAAAGAAUUCCUUGCACAAAUAUGUAAAUAUGUGAUUGGGGAUUAUUUAAUGCCAUUAAAAUCUUGUGAUAGGCUUUUUGGUGAAAAUGUUUUGAGUCUCUUAGAUUUUCCUAGUACAGAUGAUAAAAGAACAAAAUCUAAAAUCGUUAAACCAGAGGUUACAAAUGGUAGAUCAAAGGAAAAGCUUCGCCGAUCUUCUAAAUUAAGUAGACUGUCUGUAACAAAUGAAUUAGAAGUAGUAAAGGCACCUGAGUCCAAAGAAGAUUUACACGAAGAAAUGUUGAUGAUCGCAGAGGAAGAUGGCGAGGAACAUAUUGAGAGUAAAACCUCUUUAAGUUCGGAAGAGGUAAAAAUAUUACCCGGGGAAGAAGAUUGGGACUAUGGUGAAAUCCCUAUUGCAGAAAUAAUAGGAGUCGCACUUGCAACCUGUUGGCAGGAAAUUGAGAAAACGUAUAUCAAUGACAUGCAGAAUUUAUUUUUUGCCAAACGCUUACAAAUGAACUGUUUAGUGCCAUAUGCCAGGUUCAUCAAAGAUAAAAUGGAACAAAUUAUAACGCUACCAUCACACAAACAGGAUUUGGUUAGUCGUUUCCAAAAGGAGUACAAUGAUUUUGAAAAUGAUUGGAGAGAUAUUCAUUUGACUAAAAACGAAUGGCAUUGUAGAGUCAAAGAAUUACAAAACAGACUUUACCACAUUUGUGAUGAACGCAAGUUAUAUGCAGAGAAUCAAAGGCAGGCACUUAUAUGCGAAAACUGGGCUAUGGAAGAACUCACAACAAUGGUGAACACGUACAUAUCGUGCAUGCAAACAGAAUUAAACCGGUCCACUUUAACGUUUCAAACGUUUCAUGACUUUUAUUUCGCUAUGAUUAAGAAAAUGCCUCCGAAUGAUAGACUAUCGUCAAAAGACUUGACCAAAAUCUUUAAAGAAUCUGACGAAACUUCCGGAAGCAAGAAGGGAGGUGAAGAUAAAGUUUACAGGCAGUUGAAAAAUGCCUUUCAAGAUUUACAGUUGAAAAACAUUGAAAUUGAUUACAGCAAUAACCCAUUCAAUCUAAUAAUUGAAAACAAUGUUAAGUUUGCUUUAAAGGUUAUUAAAGAUACCAACGAUACUUAUCGUUCUCUUAUAAGUCGUGAAUAUAGUGAAGUUGCUAAGAUUGUGCCGCCGACUAAAAGAAAGGAUGAAAAUUCUUCAGAAGAAUCUAUCAACCUUGAAGAAAUUUUCAAGCAAAACGCCUUGAAGUGUAUCGAUGAAUGGAUAAUGGGAAUCAACGGAGAAAUGUAUCGAGCUAGUUUGCGUAUGCUGGCUCUACAAUACAAGUGCUACCGCGAUAUGAAACUUUUUAAUGACCAUAUUUACAAGACUUUCAUGGAAGUGCAAAACGACAUAAACAGUUAUUACAUGAAUGAAAUUAAGUCUGUUGAUAGGCUUUGCAAAUAUCUCCAAAUGGCGGUUGAAGGAGGAAGAAAGAUUUCAGAAAGUUUAAUUCUUGAACACGACACUUUUGUCAUUGAUCCGAAUCUUCUACAAUUUGCUCCACCAGAGCCUCCUUCAACAACUGGCGAGAUCAAAGAAAUGGUUAUGGAGUCAGAGUUCAAAGUAGGUCAAUUAGCGAGACUAAGAACCCAGUUCAAGAUCGUUGCUCCAACAGGUAUUUCUCUGCAGCAAGCUUUCAUUUACAUGCUACAGGAUUUUAUUUUCUUUGGUAAAGAGUCGUGUGACGGUCCCCUUAUACCAGAAAUCUGGAAGCGAGUAGAUCCUGAACAAAUCCCAAAGUUAGUGUUUUUAAUGUUUGGCGACACUGCUUAUAUUGACUGGAGAGACUUCCUUAUUUACUGUCUGAACGUACGUUACCCAACGGUUGAAGAAUUGCUCGAAGUCCGCAAAAGAUUUCGCUGCAAUGAUCUGGAAUCUACAGAGCUUAUUUAUAGAGAUGAUUUCAUCAAUGAAGAGCUUUGGUUUGAACAAGAAUUCGACCCAGAAGAUAAAUACAUGGUGCUGCGAAAGAACUUAAUCAAGCAUUUCCUUUUUGAAUUAUUUGAGGUGGCUGAAAACAAAAUGAAUUAUUCAGCAUUUCUUUUGGCAUUUUGUAAAAAUGUCGAUCCUAUUGAAGGGUUUGUUACAGCAUUGUCGAUGGCAGUUGGUAAAAAGACUUGUUUUUCACUUGACGAUUGCGAAGAGGUUGUUUGUAAAUUAAUAAAACAAAAGCAAUACAGAGAUGCUUGUCUGGCUUGUGCGUUGAAGUGUACUAAUCAGUUUUUAGACAAAGUGAUUGCAGCGGUGGUAAAUAUCUGUGAGGGAACCUCUAUAAUAGAGUUAGGAUACUCUGAGCCUCCACCUGAUGCUGAUAAAAAAGGCAAGAAAGGCAAAGGUGCACCAAAAGGCAAGAAAUUGGACAGUUCCCAGAGCGCUCGUUUGCCCAAAUCUCAGAAGAGUCUUGUUACGACGCGAAGCAAGCAGGCACAAUCGGAUACCGAUGUUAAGACAACUUUUAUCUGUAGACCUUGCGAAGAAGAAGCCGAGGUGGUCGAGGAAAAGCCUCCUGAAAAAGAAGAAGUAGAAGAAGAGCAUAAAAGUGAACCUCAAGAAGAUCUCAAUUUGGCGUAUGCUGUGAGUCAAGCUGCCAUAUGGAAUGUCCUCAAAAUCUGUUUGCCCUGGCAUUUUGAGCUAAUACCAGAAGAAAGGGUUACCCCUUACAUCGAUCAAGUGAAAAAUGCACUGAAACGUUUAGAAGUGGACACCGAUAAUGGAGACAUUUACGUAUGUAAAUUUGUGUCCGAUCAAAACAUUUGCAAAUUGCUUCACAAAGUAAAGAAGUUUACUGCGCUCAACCUAGCAGAGGAAGUGCGUAAGAUAUUCAUUUAA